AUGGGCAGGUCUGCCCACGAGAUUCUGAAGGUGUCGGAGGUGAAGGGCAUCAGGCUGAACGAGAGCGAGGAGAAGCCUGUCGUCGAGUACCUGGUGGCGUGGAGCGACGACUCCCACGACACAUGGGAACCUGCCAAGAAUCUGGCCGAUGACCUCCUCCGCGACUUUGAGGACAGGUGGUGGGCCGCUGCUCGCCAGGGUGAUGAGGAGACCAUGCUGGCCAUGAUGAAGGCCGACGGCAAGGUCCUGGCACGCACGCUGGAUGAAGAGCGGCAUUCGGCCCUCCACUUUGCGGCCGCCCGCGGGAAACCCGAGCUGGUGAAGGCCCUGGUCCAAGCGGGAGCGGAGGUCAACCUGCCAGACAGAGCCGGCUACACUCCGCUGCACAUGGCCUCAGGCUAUCUCCACAGUGCCACGAUCGGGGCCCUGCUCACGGCAGGUGCCGAUCCGGAGCAGGAGGAUGCCCAGGGCAGGAGUCCCCUGGGCCUUGUGGAGGGGCUCCGAGAGGCCCUCCCCACCAACAACCCGGCCCUCAUCGGGCGGCGCAUGGCCUUGGAGGACGUGGUGAAGGUUUUGACAGAUAAUACUUUCGAGGAUGUCGAACCGGUGGCAGUCCUGGAGAGCCGGAAUGAGGGGGAGGACAGGGAGUUUCUGGUCAAGUUCCACGACUCCGAAGAGCCGGAGUGGGUAGCUGCGAGGUAUGUGGCCGAGGACGUGAUGCAGGACUUUGAGGCGGGGCUGGAGUAUGCCCAGGGCCUGGAAAUCCUGGACAUGCGCCAGCGUGGCGACAGCAGGGCCUACCUGGUCCGGUGGGAGGAUGGGAGGGAACCCAGCUGGGAGCCGGAGGAGCAUGUGACCCCGGACCUGAUCGAGCUAUAUGCCGCCAGGGACGCUCGAGCACGGGAUGUCAAGGCCGCGGCUGACAAGGCUGGCAAGGGCAGGACACCUGCGCCGAGGCAAACGCUGGAGACGGCCGGUCUCAGCAUGUGA
Auxenochlorella protothecoides is the source of this 990-nucleotide messenger RNA. RefSeq names its product putative signal recognition particle 43 kDa protein, chloroplastic. Gene Ontology annotation, cellular component: nucleus; cytoplasm. The transcript has 8 exons. The coding region runs from base 1 to 990 and encodes 329 amino acids. Gene Ontology annotation, molecular function: protein binding. The record is from RefSeq and is a predicted model, not a curated record. NCBI's taxonomy places the organism in Eukaryota, Viridiplantae, Chlorophyta, Trebouxiophyceae, Chlorellales, Chlorellaceae.